AUGUUGCAUGCGGCGUGCCAAGCGCACAACGGGGAACUGACGCUGCUUUUUUACACGGACGAGGUCACAGGAGGAAAUGUCUUGAGCGCGCCUCAGGCGCGAAAGGCCAAUCUGGUGUAUGUCAGCUGGCUGGAGUGUCCACUGCUGCACAUGGAGUCUCAGUGGCUCACGCUGAGCGUAUGCCGCAGCUCCGACAUUAGUGAAAUGCGCGGAGGCAUGGCAGCCUUGGUCACUGCUGUGUUGACGUUCAUUCAGCAUGAAUGUGGAGACGGGUUUGCUGUGGCAUGGACAGAUCAUGAUGUAGAUUUGCUACGGAUCAAAAAGGUUUACAUUCUGGCGGACGCGGAAGCAAUUCGCAGCUGCACCGGUUGCAAAGGCCAUGCCGGUCUGAAGCCGUGCCUGCACUGCGUAAACUGCAUGGCUGUCGGAAAAGCUGAUGGUGUGGUAGAUCACUACGACAUCACAUGCGGAGACCUGAAUCGCUUUUGGCCGCAGACAGAUUCAGGCAUCAGUGCAGCAGCCGACAUUUUGCGUGAAGACAUGACGGCCACAAGAAAAAAGGAUUGUGAGAAAUUCUUAGGUUGGAAUUGGACACACUUCCAAGAAGGUCCUCUCCUAGCACCGCAACUAAAAGAAUGGAUCACAAUCGACAGCCUGCUGUACGACAGCAUGCACAUCUUCUUCAACAAUGGACAGAUUUGCCAGCUGCUAGGCCUAUGGUAUGAUAUGCUGCUGCAGCAUACCGGUUUGUCCCUGCAGCAUGUGAAACAAUAUGCCUCUCUAUGGACGCCGGUCCGAGGAAGUCCUGCUGCUUGCGGACCAAAGCCAUCGCAGUACUUCAAUGAGAAACUCUGGAAAGCCGGCGCGGAUUUCCGUGGAGAUGCGGAUGCUGCUGCGGCCACCCUGGCCCUUGCCGUGGCCUUCUGCGAAGAAGUGCUCAUGGUCGAAGAAACCCUUCGUCCUUGCAUCGAAUCCAUGCAAUGCCUGCACCAACUGGUGUGCUGCAUUUGGGCCUGCAAGGUCUCCUCUUCAGCUGCAAGCAAACUGGAAGCACUACAAAGAAAACAUUUUGAAGCGUAUUCAAAAGCAUGGUCUCAAGAAACUAUGCGGCCCAAGUGGCAUUAUGGAUUGCAUGUGCAAUCUCAAGUCCAAAGAUGUGGCAAAAUGCUGGACACAUGGGCCUUAGAAAGAAAACAUAAAUUCUUCAAAAAGCUCACAACAGGUAACUGGGGAUUUGCACCGACUUUCGCGGAGUCGGCUUUGCUGGAACUAUCCACGGCCGACCUGCAAGAAUCCUACGAGGUGAGUUGGUUGAACUUGUCCUUGCUGGGAUCCACCGUAAUUAAGAAUUUACCUGGCCUCCCCGGUCCCUGCGAAAUGAGCAACGGCCUAGUUGUCAAAGGAGUGAAAUACAUUCGAGAGCAGUACCUGUUGCUUGGAAACGGUGCUGCAGCUGCACAAGUGCUCGGAGGGAUCAAAACUGCGAACGCAGAUUUUUUCCUUUUGGUCGAGCUCAUGGUGCCGCUGCAAGUCCAACCCAGCUACCGCACCCUUUGGAAAAGGGCAAAGGAAAAUGAGCCGGCCUGCGCCCUAGUGAAGCUCUUCGAUGAGAUGGAGAAGCGUAUACCACCGGAUAUGAAAUCUGAUGAUGAUCUUGUACCCGGUGGUGAUUUGAGGAGCAACGGAAACAACUGGCUCAGGAGUGCCUACAAGGCUUCAGGAAACCAUUUGAAUUCCGAUGCCAAGGAGGCUGUGGAAGACCAAGUGGAUAAAAACAAACAAGAUAAAUCCAUGAAGGAGGAAGCAAGGCAAGAGGAAAAAGGACAGGAGGAUCAGACUUCAAGUGAGGAGGAUUGUGAUAACGAAAAAAGUAGAGAAACGCUGAAGAAGGAAAGGUCAAUGGUGCACGGCUUAACUCGAGAGUUGAUUCUCUACCUUUGUACGUGUUCCGGCCCCGAUCACUGGAUGACGUCAAAGGAUGACACUGCCUGCCAGUCGAAGUCAGCCAUUGCAACGCUCUAUGGCGAAGAGAUAGAUUUUCGACCUGAACAACUUCCAGCUCACGCCAAGGAGGCAGUUGCCGCCCCGCUUUGCGGGGAAGAGAAGACGACAGAAGAAGAACCGAGUGAAGCUGAGACAGAUGAGAGAAAUGCAGAAACUGCAGAGGACAAAGGUGAAGCGGAGGAGGACGAAGAGAGCGAAGAUGAAGACGAAGAGACAGCACCCAAGAAGGAGAAAGACCAAGACGAAGAGAAGAAGGAAGACGGAGAAGAUGAGGAGGAUGCAGAAGACGACCUUGAGGUUGGGUCACCCCAGAACGAUGGCAAGAAGAUGGAAGAGAAGAAGAUGGAAGAGCAGAAAGAUGAGGAGGACGAAGAGAGUGAAGAUAAAGACGAAGAGACAGCACCCAAGAAGGAGAAAGACCAAGACGAAGAGAAGAAGGAAGACGGAGAAGAUGAGGAGGAUGCAGAAGACGACCUUGAGGUUGGGUCACCCCAGAACGAUGGCAAGAAGAUGGAAGAGAAGAAGAUGGAAGAGCAGAAAGAUGAGGAGGACGAAGAGAGUGAAGAUAAAGACGAAGAGACAGCACCCAAGAAGGACCAGAUGGAGGAAAGCCAAGAUGAGAGCGAUGAUGAGCUGGAAGACGAAAAAGAGGAGAAAGACCAAGACGAAGAGAAGAAGGAAGACCGAGAAGAUGAGGAGGAUGCAGAAGACGACCUUGAGGUUGGGUCACCCCAGAACGAUGGCAAGAAGAUGGAAGAGAAGAAGAUGGAAGAGCAGAAAGAUGAGGAGGACGAAGAGAGUGAAGAUAAAGACGAAGAGACAGCACCCAAGAAGGACCAGAUGGAGGUAAGCCAAGAUGAGAGCGAUGAUGAGUUCGAAGACGAAGAAGAGGAGAAAGACCACCACGAAGAGAAGAAGGAAGAUGGAGAAGAUGAGGAGGAUACAAAAGACGACCUUGAAGAUGGGUCACCUCAGAAGGAUGGCAAGAAGAUGGAAGAGCAGAAAGAUGUGGACCAGGACAUGGAGGAAGACGAUGGAGGAAAAGAAGAUGAUUCAUCGUCAAGCUCCGAGAGCACAAGUUCAUCCACAUCGUCACCCUCAGACACAAGCAGCAGCAGCAGCUCACCAAAGAAGAACAAGCCAGACAGCUUGACAAGAUGUGCAACAGAGGCAGCUGCUUUGGCCGACUUGGAUGCUGUGGGACUUCAAAAUUACUGGUUGUAUUGCCGUGGUGAUCAUCCAGAUCAAAUUGUUCAAGAAGCUCUAAGACGUAUGGAAACCUGGGAUUACACCAAGCCCAUCUCAAAGAACGUUGUAAAACAAACAGAGCGUGAACUUGCAAAACUACUCCAACAGGCGAAAGAGUCCGAGAAGAAGCCGAAGGCAAAAGCAACAGCAAAAGCAAAGACCAAGCCGACAAAGAAGACCAAGGACGCUUGGGUGGUUGAAAUCCGCCGACGUUCAACCGGCAAAGCUGCAGGGCAGCUUUACAAACUGUACAUCAGUCCCAAAGAAAGGGAGUCGGACAAAAUUGCUGCGAUCCAGCAGAGUUUGGUCAAGGGUAAGGUCUCUGCCGAAGCUGUGCCCGAGGAGUUCACCAUCUACUGGAAGGACAUGGCUGAAUCCAGCCGGAUUUGGGGAACACUACCCAAUAUCGGCAGCCUUCGACUGCCCCUGGAUGUGAAGCAGUUGAAGGCAGCCUUGGCAAGGAGACUGGGGGUGAUAAAUACGACGUCUUUGUCGAAGUAA
Molecule: messenger RNA, 3753 nt
Organism: Cladocopium goreaui
Lineage: Eukaryota; Dinophyceae; Suessiales; Symbiodiniaceae
Source: the annotation of a GenBank genome assembly